Molecule: messenger RNA, 1584 nt
Organism: Aspergillus nomiae NRRL 13137
Lineage: Eukaryota; Fungi; Ascomycota; Eurotiomycetes; Eurotiales; Aspergillaceae
Product: cytochrome P450
Exons: 9
Coding region: 1-1584 (527 amino acids)
Molecular function (GO): monooxygenase activity; iron ion binding; oxidoreductase activity, acting on paired donors, with incorporation or reduction of molecular oxygen
Source: RefSeq, a predicted model, not a curated record
AUGUCUCAACUUCUUCAGAGAACGUUGGCCUAUUCUACGGACCUAGUAGAGCGUCAGGUAACCUAUCCGUUCGCCGCUCCUGUUUGGGCGUAUUUGUUGGGCGGUCUCCUUAUCCAGCAAAUCGUGACCAGAUGGUACAGAUAUUAUAAAUCAUGGGUCGACGUCCCGGUAGUUGGAGGGUAUGGAGUUGUUGGGUCUUGGAUUGCGGCAUUCCGGUGGACAGCGCGAGCGCGAUCCUUAGUGGAUGAGGGCUAUCGGAAGCAUGGCGACUUUGCCUUCCAGGUAUCAACGCCAAAUCGAUGGGAAGUCUUUAUCUGCAAUGACGAAAUGGUGCGCGAGUAUCGUAACUUUACCGACGAACGCUUCUCGGCGAAUGCAUUAUUCGAAGCGAAGUAUACCGUUCCAGGCGCGGCAGAGGGUGUGCAUAAAGUACCUGUUCCUACCGUGGCAAAGGCCCUGACCUGGCAGCGCACUCGCGCCGCAACCAAGAGCGACCCAUACUUUGAGGAGUUUGUGAAAGAACUGGAACACGCCUUUGAUUCCGAGACCAUGUUUGGUGACGAUGAUUGGAACGAUCUUUGCUGUUUUGCUACUGGAACCAGGAUCGUAGCCCAUCUAACCGCCAAAUCCCUGAUAGGGUACCCUUUGUCUCGAGAUAAGGAGCUCAUUGAUCUAUUCGCUGAGUAUGGCAAUGCGGUGCCAACAAGUGGGUUCUUUAUUGCGAUGUUUCCAGAGAUUUUGAAACCCUUCGCUGCGAAAAUUUGUAACGCCCCGAAAAUAUCAGCACGCCUUGAUAGCAUUGUGAUGGACGAAUUGAAAAAGAGGAAAGAUAAUCCCCGGAGCGAGCCACAGGAUAUCACGGAUUGGCUUUCGUUGUGGAGUCGUACCUACCCCGGGACGUACACCGACCGAGACAUUGCUCGGUCCGUAACAUCAGCCGUGUUUGGGGCUAUCCAUACUACUACACAGGUGUUGGUCCAUUGCCUGUUGGACCUGGCCAUACGGCCGGAAUACGUGCAGCCACUCAGGGACGAAGUGGAGACCGUCUGGAAUAGGGACAACUAUCAGUGGACUAAAGAAGGACUUGAAUCGAUGGAGAAGCUGGAUAGCUUUGUGAAGGAAUGUCAGCGUUUUAAUCCGCUUGAUGCUGGUUCUCUUGCACGACGCGCCACGAAGGACUUCACUUUCAGCAAUGGUCUUCACAUUCCUGAAGGAACGUACGUGUUCACACCAAAUGCGCCGGUUCUCUUCGACGAGAAGCAUUACCCGGAUGCUCAGCAGUUUGACGGCUAUCGAUUCUAUCGGUUGGGUAGGGUUACAGGACGACCACUCGACUACAAAUUCAUUGCUGCCAAUACCAAGUAUCUCCAAUUCGGAGACGGCAGACAUAUAUGCCCCGGUCGAUUCAUGGCAGCAGACGAGAUCCGUCUCUUGUUGGCGCAUAUUCUUAUGAACUACGACAUCAGACCGAAAGAUCAGGGCCAACGACCACCUAAUUGGACCUUCAAGAAGAUUUUGUUCCCGGACAUGAAAGGAAUGGUGCAGUUGAGGCGGCGAUCAGUUACGGCAUACAACCCUAACUAG